GUUUGCUUCAGCCUUCACCAACCCCACAGUCCAUCAGAUUAAUUCAAUAUCCCGAUACCUUUUCUCAUCUCAGCACUUCAUCUCCUCCAUCACUGCUGACUUGACUUCUUGAGUCUUCCCCCUAUCCUGCACUGGGCCGCUGGUUUUGUUUUUUGACCUCGUCAUCGACAAUGGCCGAGCAGCCAGCUUCUCUCGAGUCUCGAAUCGGGAAGGUACCUGAAGUCCCGGUUGGUGCUGCUGUUACCACCGAUAAAGCAUCUACCUCCAUACCACCUCCUGCGGCGGGAGGCUCAGGUCUCGAUGAGCCCCAAUAUGAAGUUGCUGUAAAGCUUGCCGACCUACAGGGGGAUCCUAAUAGUCCCCUCUAUUCCGUCAAAAAAUUUGAAGAUCUCGGACUCUCCAAGGAGCUUCUAGAGGGUGUUUAUUUCAUGAACUUUAAGAAGCCGUCAAAGAUCCAAGAACGAGCACUCCCCCUCCUCUUAUCAGACCCCCCCACAAAUAUGAUUGGCCAAUCACAAUCUGGGACUGGGAAAACAGCGGCCUUCGUUUUGACAAUGUUGACUCGUGUUGACAUGUCCGUCAGCAAUGUCCAAGCUCUCUGUUUGGCUCCGUCUCGAGAGCUGGCUAGACAGAUUAUGAGUGUUGUUCAAACCAUGGGUCAAUUUACCGACAUCAGAACUCAGUUUGCUAUCCCGAAUAUGGUUCAACGUGGUCAGAAGAUUGAUGCACAUAUUGUCGUUGGGACACCUGGCACGGUUCUUGACUUGAUUCGGCGGAAACAAUUACCUGUACAACAUCUUAAAGUUUUUGUGCUCGAUGAGGCUGAUAAUAUGCUUGAUCAACAAGGACUUGGCGAUCAAUGUCUCCGCGUGAAGCAGAAUAUACCCGCGACUGCCCAGAUUGUCCUAUUCUCAGCAACCUUUCCUGACCAGGUUGUUCAAUACGCGAACCUAUUUGCCCCAGAUGCGAAUCAGAUCACCCUGAAACACGAAGAACUUACCGUGGACGGGAUCAAGCAACUCUAUAUGGACUGUGACAGUGAAGAGGACAAAUAUCGGAUAUUGGUUGAGCUCUAUCAUAUUUUGACAAUCGGGUCUUCAAUCAUAUUCGUCAAGAAACGCGAAACGGCAUCUGAGAUUCAGAGGCGAAUGGAAGCGGAUGGGCACAAAGUUGCUGCUCUCCACGGUGCACAGGAAGGCGUAGACAGAGAUAGGGUUAUCGAUGACUUCCGUUCGGGGAGGGCCAAAGUCCUUAUUACUACCAAUGUUUUGGCUCGCGGUAUCGAUGUAGCAACUGUCUCGAUGGUGGUCAAUUACGACAUCCCUCUUGAUCAGAACCGCCGGCCGGACCCUCAGACCUAUCUUCACCGUAUUGGACGGACUGGAAGAUUCGGGCGCGUGGGUGUGUCAAUCAGCUUUGUUCAUGACAAGCAGAGCUGGUCUGAGAUGAAUGAGAUAUCAAAUUACUUUGGUGUUUCUAUGACAAGGGUUCCAACCAACGACAUAGACGAGGUUGAGAAAAUUGUCAAUGAGGUUCUGAAGAGCAAGACAGCUGGUGCGACUAAAUAGGGAUACAGAUGAGGUAGAGAAAAUCGUCAAUGAGGUUCUGGAGAGCAGCUGGCGCGGCUAAGAAUAGACGCUUGCGAGCUACGAUAGCGGAAAGAGAGAACGGAGUACUAUCGAGAGUCCGAAUAACCAAAUUUUUGGAAUUUUUGCCUACGCGUCCUUUUGUUCCCGUUGAUUAUUAUUAUUUUUAUUUUUUUCUUUCUCUCUGAUGGAUCUGAAAGCCCCGAGUUUUGCCCUGUAUAUACAUAGGAGGUGUCGAAAGCGAAAGGUGCUGUGAUGGCCCUUAUAAUUUAUCAUAUGAUGCCUAAGCCUCUGGGUUGUAAUGAGGUAA
Messenger RNA from Tuber melanosporum (Perigord truffle), 1896 nucleotides. RefSeq lists its product as uncharacterized. The record is from RefSeq and is a predicted model, not a curated record. Bases 171 to 1568 code for a protein of 465 amino acids. The transcript has 6 exons. Gene Ontology annotation, molecular function: RNA helicase activity; ATP binding; RNA binding. Gene Ontology annotation, biological process: poly(A)+ mRNA export from nucleus. NCBI's taxonomy places the organism in Eukaryota, Fungi, Ascomycota, Pezizomycetes, Pezizales, Tuberaceae. Gene Ontology annotation, cellular component: cytoplasmic stress granule; nucleus.